This is a messenger RNA of Quercus lobata, 1716 nucleotides long. Its product is annotated as protein NRT1/ PTR FAMILY 1.2-like. Gene Ontology annotation, biological process: transmembrane transport. The coding region runs from base 1 to 1716 and encodes 571 amino acids. Lineage: Eukaryota; Viridiplantae; Streptophyta; Magnoliopsida; Fagales; Fagaceae. Gene Ontology annotation, cellular component: membrane. The record is from RefSeq and is a predicted model, not a curated record. Gene Ontology annotation, molecular function: transmembrane transporter activity. The transcript has 4 exons.
AUGAAUACCCACCUAGAUGUUCCAGCUAAAAGACCAAAGGGAGGCUUGGUAACCAUACCGUUCAUAAUAGCAAAUGAGGCACUUGAGAAGGUGGCAAGCUGGGGGCUGGUUCCAAAUAUGAUAAUGUACUUGAUGCUAGAGUACCAUCUGGGAUUAGCCGAAGGGGCCAACUUACUCUUCUACUGGUUAGCUGCCACCCAAUUCAUGCCUCUCUUCGGGGCUUUCCUUGCUGAUUCAUAUCUUGGUCGCUUCCUCACCAUUGCCUUGGGUUCAAUUGCCAGUCUCUUGGGAAUGCUACUCCUAUGUUUGACAACCAUGAUUCCAGAAGCACGGCCUCCUCCAUGCAAUCCAUUUACGACACAUAGCUGCAAAUCUCCAACAACUGCUCAAAUGACUCUUCUAAUCUCCUCCUUUGCAAUCAUGUCCAUUGGAGCUGGUGGAACUAGGCCAUGUUCCCUAGUAUUUGGUGCAGAUCAGUUAGAAAAGAAAGAUAAUCCCCAAAGCCAGAGAGUCUUAAGAAGCUUCUUUGGCUGGUACUACGCUUCUGCAGCUCUUUCAAUCUUGAUUGCCUUCACGGGAAUUGUCUACAUUCAAGAUCAUCUAGGAUGGAAAGUGGGUUUUGGAGUUCCUACCAUUCUUAUGUUCUUGUCUGCUUUCUUCUUUUUCCUUGCUUCACCCUUAUAUGUCAUGAAGAAACCCAGCAAGAGCAUUUUCACAAGCUUUCUUCACGUGCUUGUGGCUGCUUAUAGAAAAAGAAAAUUCCCACUGCCACACACGGACUUAAGUUACAAGUGGUAUUAUCAAAAGGGCUCAAAGCUUGUCCUGCCAACCAACAAGCUAUGGUUUUUAAACAGAGCUUGCAUCAUUAGAAAUACUGGAAAAGAGAUAGCACCAAAUGCAUUUGCAGCUUCAGAUCCUUGGAAUUUUUGCACAAUAGAGCAAGUGGAAGAGGUAAAAGCACUGAUUAAGGUCUUACCAUUGUGGUCUACAGGGAUCAUGGUGUCAAUAAGCGCUACUCAGAGCUCAUUUCCAUUGCUUCAAGCUAAGUCCAUGAACAGACACAUCACUUCAAGUUUUAAAAUUCCACCAGCCUCUUUUGGAUUGUUUUCAAUCGUUGCUCUAAUAGUUUGGGUUGCUCUUUAUUACCGCGUGAUCGUUCCCUUAGCGUCAAAAAUCAAAGGUAAACCAAUGUGGCUAGGUGCAAAGCAAAGAAUGGGAAUUGGAGUAUUUCUCUCAUGCUUGGCCAUGGUAGUUUCCGCAAUGGUAGAGAAAAUUCGACGUGGAAGAGCGAUACAGGAAGGGUUUAUGAACAAUGCAAAUGAAGACUCAGAGAUGUCUGCUUUGUGGCUUGUGCCACAAUAUUGCUUGAUUGGAUUAGCUGAAGCCUUUAAUGCAAUAGGCCAGAUUGAGUUUUAUUAUGCAGAGUUGCCAAAGGGUAUGUCAAGUAUUGCCAUGGCUCUCUUUCAAUUAGGAAUGGGGUUUGCAAGCUUGACAGCUAGUGCUAUACUGAGCACUGUUAAUAAAAUAACUUCAAGUGGAGGAAAAGAUAGCUGGGUUUCAAAGAAUAUUGACAAGGGUCAUUAUGACAAUUACUAUUGGCUUCUUGCUGUGUUGAGCUUUAUAAAUUUGCUGUACUUUUUUGUUUGUAGUUGGAUUUAUGGACCUGCAGCUGUUGAAUUAGAAUCAGAAAUUAAGGAUGGACAAAUUGGCGAAUGA